This is a messenger RNA of Nothoprocta perdicaria, 1312 nucleotides long. RefSeq names its product inositol monophosphatase 2 (gene IMPA2). The coding region runs from base 1 to 798 and encodes 265 amino acids. The record is from RefSeq and is a predicted model, not a curated record. Lineage: Eukaryota; Metazoa; Chordata; Aves; Tinamiformes; Tinamidae. The transcript is spliced from 8 exons. Gene Ontology annotation, molecular function: inositol monophosphate 1-phosphatase activity. Gene Ontology annotation, biological process: phosphatidylinositol phosphate biosynthetic process; signal transduction; inositol metabolic process.
AUGUCGGGGGGCACAGCCAUGGUGGGGAUUAUUAGGAAGGCUCUAACAGAGGAAAAACAAGUGUCUACAAAGACAUCCGCAGCAGAUCUUGUGACAGAAACUGAUCAUUUUGUGGAGAAUUUUAUUAUUUCUGCUCUGAAAGAGAAGUUUCCCUCCCACAGGUUCAUUGCAGAAGAAUCCACUGCUGCUGGUUCAAAAUGUGUCCUCACGGACAGUCCUACUUGGAUUAUUGACCCUGUUGAUGGAACUUGCAAUUUUGUGCACAGGUUUCCAACAGUGGCAGUGAGCAUUGGAUUUGCUGUCAACAAAGAGCUUGAAUUUGGUGUAAUUUACCACUGCACUGAAGAACGGUUAUACACUGGUAGAAGAGGUCAAGGGGCAUUUUGUAAUGACAAAAGGCUUCAGGUAUCAAAAGAGACAGAUAUCUCGAAGGCCUUAAUUUUAACAGAAAUCGGUCCAAAACGUGACCCAGCAACUUUGAAAUUGUUCCUUGGUAACAUUGAGAGAUUGCUCAAGGCCCAGGCACACGGGGUCCGUGUGAUCGGCAGCUCUACCCUCGCGCUCUGCCUCUUGGCGUCGGGCGCCGCAGAUGCCUAUUACCAGUUUGGCUUGCACUGCUGGGACUUGGCUGCGGCGACUGUGAUCAUUAGAGAGGCAGGUGGCACUGUCAUAGACACUUCAGGGGGACCUCUGGAUCUUAUGUCCUGCCGAGUGAUUGCUGCAGGCACCAGAGAGAUGGCUAUGUUCAUAGCUCAGGAAAUACAAACUAUUCACUACAGACGAGAUGAUGAGAACUAAUGGAAAUUGAGUUCUUGUAAUAUAGAGUCCACCCUCCUGAACUACAUAAUUUUAACAAGAUGGGUGGCUUAAAGGGUACGUGAUUUCAGCAGGAUGCUUUCUGUGGAGAAUUUGUGUCAAAUAUUUUUUACAAAUUUAUUACAAUGUGGGAAGGCCUGGGAAGAUUUUUAAACCUCUAGGGAUCUCGUUUCCUUUUUAAUAUGUAUCUCUUUCAGCAGUACCUUUUUUUAUAAGAUAGCAUAUUUUACUUGUAGUGUUUGUUUCAAAAUUAAGUUGUAAUUUCAUAUCCGUGGGGCUGAUAUUUAGUCUUUUGUAACAUGCAGCUAAAAAUGGAACUUUAUUUUUACAGAUGCAGAUCUCAGGUAAAUGAGCUUUAGGACUGUAGUAAGGAUGAGUAGUUAAAAUGUGUGCCUAUAAUACCCUUGUUCUAUAAUACUUAAAAUGCAAUAAAAACGACAUUAGUAUUUCCUAACUAUGUCAUAGCUAUAUAUCCUUAUAUAUGUAUGUGUACAUA